Molecule: messenger RNA, 867 nt
Organism: Dreissena polymorpha
Lineage: Eukaryota; Metazoa; Mollusca; Bivalvia; Myida; Dreissenidae
Exons: 2
Coding region: 143-838 (231 amino acids)
Source: RefSeq, a predicted model, not a curated record
CAGACUAAGAACUGCGCACAGAUUUGCCAGACGGUCAUACUUCGAUGCUGGGCCAAACUUCAUUUGGCAUAUUGACGGCUAUGACAAAUUGAAGCCUUAUGGACUUUGUAUACACGGCUGCAUCUGUGAAUUCAGCAGAAAGAUGGUGUGGUUAAACGUUUAUACCACAAACAACGAUCCCAAAGUGAUUGGAGGUUACUUUCUGAAGGCCUUGGAGAUAAUUGGUGGAACUGCGUACAUGGUAAGAGGCGAUUUUGGUACAGAAAAUGUUUUGAUAAAGGACAUGCAAAACUGGUUCAAGAGACAUAGUGACCAUGACACAUCAUACCUUGAAGGUGCAAGUACACAAAACCAAAGAAUCGAAGGUUGGUGGAGUUAUUUGCGACGGCAGCAUAUCCAACACUGGAUGGAUAUUUUCAAGAAUCUUCAGGAAAACGGCGAGUUCUAUGCCAGUGACAUAGACAAGAACAUAAUAAGGUUCUGUUUUAAGGCAUUGAUACAGACAGAGCUGGAUUUGGCAGUGUCAAUGUGGAACAACCACUCUAUCAGACAGUCACGGAACUCGAAUGCACCAAAUGGCCAGCCUUACAGAAUGUUCAAUUAUCCGGAACUGUGGGGUAGCCGCAACUUCAUAUGUGAUGUUCACCAGGAUGACAUAAAUGUUGCCCGGACACAAGUGACAUUUCGUACGCCAGUUUGCUGUGACCCAGAUCUGUAUGAUAUAUUAAUCGGUGUCAUGGCAGAUGACUCACUUUCCUACCCAAAUACAUCAGAUGAGGCCUUAGCUCUAUAUCGUCAUCUUCGCAGACAAGUGUUAAGAAUGUUCAAUAUGCAGUAACAAAUCCGCCGGAAGGCUGCUUACUUAUU